Messenger RNA from Colletotrichum truncatum, 2130 nucleotides. RefSeq names its product Zn(II)2Cys6 transcription factor. Gene Ontology annotation, molecular function: DNA-binding transcription factor activity, RNA polymerase II-specific; zinc ion binding. NCBI's taxonomy places the organism in Eukaryota, Fungi, Ascomycota, Sordariomycetes, Glomerellales, Glomerellaceae. The record is from RefSeq and is a predicted model, not a curated record. Gene Ontology annotation, biological process: regulation of DNA-templated transcription.
AUGCCUGAAACCCUUGAAACCCCCCUGAUCAACGGCGGAAGAGAGCCGAAGAGAAGGAAGCUCCGAAAGGGCACACUGAGCUGCUGGGAGUGCAAGCGGCGGAAGAUUAAGUGCGUCUUUGAAUCUUCCAACAGCCCAUUUUGCGUUGGGUGCAAAGACCGCGGAACUCGUUGCGUCAGUCAGGAGUUUCCUGAAGACUAUACGAAUCGGAAACCACAGCCGGGUACGAGGAUCGACCAAGUUGAGGAUCCGUUCGUUCAACUACCAAGGAACACGAACAAAGACAACAGCAAUCCUCAGGCCAGACAUUUAAUUGUGGAAUCUCGGGUAAACGGCCAAAAGACCCUUGGCGUGCAUGGCUACGAGAAUGAGGAACGUCCGCGCUUGUUGCUUCCGAAACCUCCCCUUGAUUCCUCUUCAGCUCAGAAUUUUCGUGGCCCUAGGUCUAUCGAGCUAUUUAGUAGUCUUUUGGCGGCAUGGCCUAGUCAGCAAGACCUCGAUAUCAUUCUGAGUGCGUCAGUCGGAAUCUCGGGGCUUUCUCACGGUGUGGUUUUUGAAUCCUAUUCGCAAUACAUGGAGCAUCUACCAUCGCCACAAAAGCUUCUUCAACUGCCACCGCCAGGAUCACAUCCUGUGCUGAUUGCACGAAAACUUCUUAUCCUCAGCGCGUUUUUGCAAAACCUUCCGCCGGUCGCCUCACAAAAGCUCGUCGGCCUCAGCACGAGUUCAGAAGGCAUCCAGUCUCGUGCGAUCGAGGCGUCUAUCCGACUGGUAACUAGCAAUGACGAACUUUUAGGCUCCGUAGAAGGCAUCGAGUGUCUUGUGAUGGAGAGCUUGUACCACAACAAUGGCGGCAACCUCCGCCGAGCAUACUUAACCAUUCGCCGUGCGCUUACGAUUGCCCAGAUGAUCGGUCUCGAUCGAGGCACCAACUGCCCGCUGCUGAAAUUCCUUGACCAAGAAACAAAGAGGCGCAUCAGCCCAGAACACAUGUGGUUCCGCAUAUUGCAGACAGACGGUUACCUCUCGCUUAUGCUCGGUCUUCCACAAGGCUCAACUGACGACAGAUUCGCUGCGCCGGAAACCUUGGACGGAUGCCAACCCCUCGAGCGCCUCGAGCGUAUUCUAACUCUCGCAGGCGGGCGCAUCGUACGCCGCAACCGAUUAGGCUUAUAUGAACGCAAGGAGACACAAGAAAUUGAAAGCCUCCUCCUGCAAGGCACCAACUCGAUGCCCCCUCAAUGGUGGCUGGCCCCGGACAUCCCCAAGGCGGGUGAUGAUGAGGCGGUCCUUCGCGAGACCACGCGCCUAAUGAACCAGUUCGCGCAUUAUCACCUUUUGCAGCGACUACAUUUACCCUAUGUUUUACACCCAGCCGCCGGCCAGUCCUAUACUUACAGCAGAAUCACAGCCAUGACGGCAAGUCGUGAAGUGCUUUCACGUUUCAUUUCAUUCCGUACCUCUCAGCCUGGCGCAGCCUUUUUCUGCCGCGGUAUCGAUUUCCUCGCAUUCACUGCUAGCACAACUCUGUGUAUCGGUCAUAUUUACGCUCAGCUCCCCCAACGGGGCCCCCGCAGUGACGGUAGCUGCGACGACACGGCCGCACUAAGCCUUGCCCUCCAACGCCCUGCCGAUCGAGGGAUGAUGGAGCGCGUACUCGAGAGAUUGGAGGAGUUGGAAAAAACCAACCCUACUGAUUUUAUAGCCAACAAUAUUUCCAACAUUCUACGGCCUCUGUUGGCCAUUGAAGCGGACGUCGCCAAUGGGGGAAGCUACAAGACAGAAUCAUUUGACAUGGUUGGAGGUGAAGAGCUCGAAUGCUGCGGUGAGGUCAGCGAUGGCGGUUCCGUGCUACAGAUCUACAUCCCACACUUUGGAACCAUAAAGAUCGAACGGCAUGGUAUCUCCAAAGCCGAAUCACAUGCACCCGCAGAGUCGGGAGAGACAAUGCCAACUACAGCCAACGAGCGAGGUGCUUUGUCGCCAGGAGGCUACAAUAGUGCCUUUGAUUUUAUUGGUGAAGACGUGGCGAGCACGCAGUGGCUAACUUCAGACGAUGACUGGGCCUUGCAAGGCGUAGAUCUAGCGUUCUUUGAUAAUCUCUUCUCAGGGAUUGGCGAAACUCAAUGA